UGAAACUUUCGAAAAUGUUAGAUAUAAUCAUUUCAAAAUAGGUGAUGAAACUAAGCAAUAUGAGUUGGAAUCAUUGGGAGAAUUUCGAGGCAUGAUCGACAAUGAAAUGGGAAAAGGCAUAGGACAAAAAUUCACGACUUACGAUCGUGAUAAUGAUGCCAGUGAUGCGAAUUGUGCGGCACAAUUUUAUGGAGCCUGGUGGUACAAAUACUGCUUUGGCCCAAAUCUAAACGGACGAUAUUAUACAAGUGCAACCAAUACGUGGGAUAGUAUGAGCUGGGAUAGCUGGAAUUCUCUGAAAUCAGUACAAAUGCUCAUUCGACCAAAAAACUCUUUAAAUCAAUGA
Molecule: messenger RNA, 346 nt
Organism: Drosophila willistoni
Lineage: Eukaryota; Metazoa; Arthropoda; Insecta; Diptera; Drosophilidae
Product: fibrinogen C domain-containing protein 1-A-like
Exons: 2
Coding region: 92-346 (84 amino acids)
Source: RefSeq, a predicted model, not a curated record